AAUCUAAGUUAUGGGGGUCAAAAAUGUAAACCCUCACAAUCCUUGUGGAUUAAAAAGCAAUUUUUAUCUUUGUUGAUUCUCUCUCUAAAACAGCGAAGAAUCAGAGCUGAAAAAUCGCAGCGGAAGCAAUGAUCGUCUGCCUCGCCGUCGUCGGCCACCAGAAUAAUCCGUUAUACAUACAAAGUUUUACUGAAUCAGAUGAUGCGCUCAAGCUUCAUCAUAUAGUCCAUUGCUCUCUCGACGUCAUCGAUGAAAGAGUGAACAACCCCAAAAAGUCCAGCCCAACGAUAAACGAGGCAUUCCUCGGUCUGCUAUAUCCAACUGAAAACUACAAAGUAUAUGGUUACUUGACCAAUACUAAGGUGAAGUUCAUAUUGGUGACGACAGAUCUUGAUGUUCGAGAUGCAGAUGUGAGAAAUUUUUUCAGGAGGUUCCAUGCUGCCUAUGUCGAUGCGGUCUCAAACCCAUUUCACAUUCCUGGUAAAAAGAUCACAUCCAGAACCUUCGCCGAACGAGUCAGCACAAUUGUCAAGUCCUUUGGAUUGAGUUCAGCAAGCUGAAUACUGAACAGAGCUGUGGAUCUUUCUCCUUAGCUGAAGCUUUUCAUCUUCCCCAAAUCGACAUUGUAAUGUAUCUGCUCAAUAUCACCUCAAGGCCCUCCGUCGACGAAUUAUAGUUUUUUCUGGUUAAGAUUGUGCAAUAUUCAUGUGUUCAAUUAUGUUCUCUGCCAGAGCUUUAGCACCCAUUUUUGUGUUGUGGAGGGUAACUUUUAGACCGUGAGUGCUACUA
Molecule: messenger RNA, 789 nt
Organism: Salvia miltiorrhiza (redroot sage)
Lineage: Eukaryota; Viridiplantae; Streptophyta; Magnoliopsida; Lamiales; Lamiaceae
Exons: 5
Coding region: 129-560 (143 amino acids)
Biological process (GO): endoplasmic reticulum to Golgi vesicle-mediated transport
Cellular component (GO): TRAPP complex; nucleus; cytoplasm
Source: RefSeq, a predicted model, not a curated record